Molecule: messenger RNA, 2373 nt
Organism: Closterium sp. NIES-65
Lineage: Eukaryota; Viridiplantae; Streptophyta; Zygnematophyceae; Desmidiales; Closteriaceae
Source: the annotation of a GenBank genome assembly
AUGGCUACCCCCAGUGUCCUUACCUUUGACACCGAGGGCCGUGCUGUUGACUUUGAGGUCUGGGUCGAUGACCUCCAGCUGUUCCUCCAGUGCGAUAGGGCAGACGGCCUCUCUUUGUUCGACCUCACAUCUGGUGCCUCCCCUGCCCCGGCUGCUACUACUGACAGCACUGUUUGCUCACAGUGGGCGACUCAAGAUGCUGCUGCCCGUCUUGCUGUGCGUCGCCACUUACCGACCACUGAGCAUGCGCACUUUAGCCAGUACAAGAGUGCUCAGACCUUGUACGACGCUGUAGUUGCACGCUACUCUUCCCCUGCUACUGCUGCACUGAGCCGCCUCAUGCUACCGUACGUCUUCCCUGACCUUGCUGCGAUUCCCACAGUCGCUGACCUCAUUACGCACCUCCGCACUAGUGACACUCGCUACCGCGCUGCACUUCCUGCUGAGUUCUGCGCCAAGAACCCCCCUGCCAUGUACAUCACCCUCUACUACAUAGUCACCCGGCUCCCUGACUCUCUCCGCGCCCUCCUAGCAGCAGAGACGAGCAUAGUCACUGUAGGAGCCUCUCGUGGUGACCCUCGCACCCCCGUCUUUGAGGGGUGUUCCCCCUCCCCCCUCUUGCCCUCUGUUGCUUCUGCUGCUGCUGCUGCUGCCGACCUCGUUGGUUUCUACGGGGUCGGCGCUGCGUCUGCCCCUAGUGGGAGACGCCGAACCAGCAAGGGCAAGGGGGGCAAGGGAAAUGGAGGGGCUAGCGGGGGCGGUGGAGGUGGUGGUGGAGGCAGUGGAGGGAGUGGGGGUGGUGGUGGGAGUGGUGGCGGGGGCGGUGGCGGCGGCGGCAGCAGUGGAGGCGGAGGAGGCGGCGGUGGUGGCGGAGGGAGAGGAGGCGGCGGAGGUGGAGGAGGAGGCGGCGGUGGAGGAGGCGGCGGAGGCGGCGGCGGAGGCGGUGGUGGAGCGGGUCGCGAGUCUACGCAGAGGAGUGGGUCAGGUGGUGGUCCGCGCCAGCAGCAGCAGCGCGGUCAUGAGACCCUGUCCCCUCAGCAGCUUCGUGAGUGGUACGCUGCUCGUCAGCGUGGUGGGGGCACUGGUCCCUGCACUUACGUCCUCCGUACCGGCGACCGAGCUGGUGAGCAGUGCGGGGGCCCGCACUCCACCCAGCACUGCUUCGGCCGCCUGACGGACGCGUGGCGUCACCAGUUCCCUGAGACGUCAGAGAUCUCUCGCUGGGGAGAUCUCUCUAGGGCGGGGGUUGCCAUCUUUGAUCUUGACUAUGAUGCUAUCCUUGCUGCCAUGUAUGCUGUGUCUACUAGUGUUGAGGGUGACUGUUACCUGUGUGUACCGCCUGACCCAGGCAUUGAGGCCACUGCUCUAGGUGCUGGUGAGGCUGCUGCUCUAGGUGCUAGUGCGUCUGCUGCACCAGGUGCUAGUGCGUCUGCUGCCCCAGGUGCUAGCGCGUCUGCUGCCCCAGGUGCUACUGCAUCUGCUGCCUCUGGUGCUGGUGAGUCUGCUCUCUCAGGUACUACGUCGGCUCAGGCCUUGCACACCUUCACCCUUGACUCGGGUGCGUCCCGCUCCUUCUUUCGAGACCGCACCACUCUUACGCCGCUCAGUCGGCCGGUUGCAGUCUCCCUGGCGGACCCCUCUGGGGGUCCUGUCCUUGCUAGCUUCUCCAUUGUCUUACCGUGUCCUGCAGCCCCCUCUGGCACUCUGUCUGGUCUCUACCUCCCCUCGUUCUCUACGAACUUGGUGAGUGGAGCGGACCUACAGGAUAGGGGGGUUGACCAGUUCACUCCUGCGAGUCAGCGGGUGACCCACUGCACGGACGCUCGGACGGGCCGACACUUGGCCACGUUUACCCGUCAGCCGGGGUCGAGCCUGUACACACUGACCACUGAGUCUCCUCCUGUUUCUGCGUCUGGUCAGGUAGCUGCGUUGAGUCAGGUGUUUGCUGGAGCGUCGAGGUCUGGUCCUGAGUCUGCUCCCUGCUCGUGUCGUCUCCUGUCCCACCAGACUCUCCUUUGGCACCACCGCCUUGGUCAACCCUCCCUGCCUCGUCUCGGAGGCAUGGCCUCCCGUUUCCUUGGGCAACAGCGUGCCGCCCCGCACUCCUCCGAGUUUCCUCCGACAGAGGCUCCGCUGCAGACUCUCCACAUGGACGUGUGGGGCCCCGCCCGCGUCCGCAGACAGGGGCACGAGCGUUACUUCCUGUUGGUGGUUGACGACUACUCACGUUACACCACAGUCUUCCCCUUGCGCAACAAGGGUGGCGUCACUGAGGUGUUGAUUGACUGGAUCCGCGCAGCUCGUCUCCAGCUCAGGGAGAGUUUCGGCUCGGACUUUCCUGUUCUGCGUCUGCACUCUGACAGAGGCGGGUAG